ACUCUGUCGAGUCUCAGCAUACCUCUACCUUAUCCUCGUUAAACAAUAUAAACAAGCACCUUACCAUCGUAUCUACUGCUUCUGAGCUGCUGGUCUCUGGUAAUCUGCCUUUAUCUACCAAAAACACCUCGUCGGUUGAACCAUCACCACAUUCAAACCAAUUGCAGUAUCAGGAACCACCAUUCACUUCAUCAGUAUCAGUCAUGGCUUUAUCACAGCCAAAUAGUUUACCAUCAGAAUCACACAUUUCUAAUAAUAUCAUGGAGGCCUCAACACUUCAGCACGCUCCAGGACCUCCUGCCAUUCAUCACCCUUCAUCUGAACCCCAUACAACCUCUCCCAUCCAUAUUCAACCCAGUAAUUCUAAUUAUAAUACACACUCUUUAACCGAUGCUACAAGUCCUGAACAAGUUGGUCGGCCUUCUAAGCAUUCAAUGCGGGAGGAAGCUAUGCAGGCACGUAGGAAAUCAUUACAGCAGGCAGUAGUAAAAGGAGUCUUCACCCGGCCGCCAUUCGAAGUCCCUUUUCCAGCAGUCGUCAAAAAAAAUGCCCAUACCAACUACAUUAGAACAACAAAAUACACUGUUCUGUCCUUUCUUCCUAUGAAUUUACUAUUUCAGUUUCGUCGGUUCUACAAUAUAUAUUUUUUACUAGGGGCUCUUUCUGUCAUUGGCGGAUAUUCAAGUCUUUCUUAUAUAUCUCAAAUCAUGCCACUGGCAGUCGUGUUGGCUUUUUCUGCCGCCAAGGAUGGCAUUGAGGAUUUCAAUCGAUACCUUGCCGACAGAGCUGCAAAUAAUAUUGUAUUCCGUGUUAUUCGCGGUGGUAAAAUUGUAGAAAUUCUCAGCAUGAAUAUCCAACCGGGUGAUUUGUUAUAUAUGACCAAGGGCGAAAAAUCUCCUGUAGACGCAAUGAUUUUGUCGACUUCGUAUGAAGAUGGAACUGGGUUUGUCGAUACAGCCGAACUUGAUGGCGAAACAAACUUGAAGCGUCGCACAGCAACCAAUGAUUUGUGUCAUUUCCAAACAUCAAAUACUGCUACAAAUCUCUCUGGAGUCAUUCACUGCGAGCAUCCAAAUGCCAAUUUGAUGUCAUUUGAGGGCCGUAUUACUGUCCAGAUCCCAAAUAUUGGUGAAAAGAUUGUGCCUUUAACCAUGAAUAAUUUGAUUCUUCGCGGAGCCGUAUUGAGAAACACUGAGCAUGCUAUUGUAAUUGUUAUCUACACUGGAAAAAACACAAAGAUUAUCCAAAAUCUAAAAAACACUGGUCUUAAAUCAUCAACGCUAGAGGCCCGUCUUAAUUGGUUGAUUGUCUGUGCCUUUAUCUUCAACGCCUUUUUGCUUGUUACGAGUGCGAUAACAAAGCUUACGGAUGCAGAUUAUGCUGCCGAAUGGUAUAUUGGUCCUAGAAAUGUCGGAACCACCACGCAUCUUAUUGGUACAACAAUUGGUUUUUUCUCUCUAUACACAUAUGUCAUUCCAAUUUCACUUUUUGUUACACUGGAAUUGACACGUCUUGCUCAAGCACACUAUAUGACCAAAGAUCCCAAAAUGACGUACGAAUAUGUAGAGCGAGAUGGAUCAAUAGUCAAGAUUCCCAUGAAAACCAACAACAGUAAUUUGAACGAAGAUCUUGGUUGUAUCGAGUACAUUUUCUCGGAUAAAACCGGCACGCUUACUCAAAAUUCAAUGCGGAUGGCUCAGUGGUGGUGUGAUAAUGUCAUUCUUGAUGAAAUGGCCGAGCUUGGCGUAUUGCUGCGAGCCAUCAAUGACCACAACAACUAUUCCCACACAACUCGUGACAUGAUGCUUAGAUUUGCAUUUUCUUUGGGUGUUUGUCAUGGUGUCAUUCCGGCAGUAGAUGAACACACAGGUGAAAUGAUCUAUGAGAGCCAGUCUCCCGAUGAAACUGCUCUUUUAAUCACGGCCAGAAAUAAUGGAGUUAAACUGCUUACACGCACCAAGGCACACAUGAAAUUAGAGAUUCUUGGUCAAGAAAAAACCAUAGAGAUUCUCAAUGUUUUAGAGUUCAAUUCUGCACGCAAGCGCAUGUCUAUUAUUAUUCGCACUGAAAGAGGCAUUGAGUUGCAUUGUAAAGGUGCAGAUAAUAUCAUUUUUUCACGUCUUUCAGCCGACAAGGAUAAAAAUCCUACCUUGCUUUUGCACAAUGCACAACAGGCUUUGGAUGGCUUUUCCAAUAUUGGAUUGCGAACUCUUGUCAUUACUUCAAAAAUAAUGUCUCAAGAAGAGUACGAUUCUUUUUUAGUGGAGUACCAAAUUGCCGAGCGAUCUUUGCAAAAUCGUGAAGAGAUGAUUGAGGCGGCCUGUGACCAAGUUGAGCGUGAUCUUUGCUUGCUGGGAUGCACUGCGAUUGAGGAUCGAUUACAAGAUCAGGUUCCAGAAACCAUAGAGUAUUUGCUCAAGGCAGGAAUUAAACUUUGGCUUUUGACGGGUGAUAAGCAAGAGACUGCUAUCAAUAUUGGCAUGUCGUCGCGUCUUAUCAAUACCAGCAUGAGACUCAUUGUUCUUACUGCAUCAAGCUCUCGUGAGGCAGAGCUGGAAAUGGACAAGUAUGUCAAGGAAAUGCACGAGGCACCUGAAAAAACCUAUGCUCUUGUCAUCAACGGCGAUGUACUUACGCAUGCAUUGGCUGGUCCUCACAAACAAAAGCUAUUGCAAAUUGGAACAAAAUGCCGUUCUGUGAUUUGUACUCGAGUCACUCCGCUCCAAAAAGCAAUGGUUGUGCGACUUGUCAGAUCCAAUCUAAAGUCUGCAGUUACACUUGCAAUUGGCGAUGGUGCCAACGAUGUUUCAAUGAUUCAAGCAGCUCAUGUUGGUGUAGGAAUCAUGGGCAAAGAAGGCACACAAGCAGUUCGAGCAGCCGACUUUGCAUUUGGCGAGUUUAGAUUUUUAGAGCGACUAUUGUCUGUUCACGGGCGUUACAACUACCUUCGAAUGGCGAACCUGAUCUUUUAUUCAUUUUACAAGAAUAUUGCAUUCAUCACUGUACAAUGGUGGUUUGGGUUUUUUAAUGCGUGGUCUGCACAAGUUGUGAUGGAGGAAGUUUUUUUCAUCAGCUUCAAUGUUGUAUUCACAUCACUUCCUCCCCUCGCAUAUGCCAUAUACGAGUGUGAUGUGGACGAAGACCAGAUUGAAAAACAUCCACAGCUCUAUCGUGAGGUUCGCAAAGGCAUGUAUUGGAACGCUUACAAAAUAUUCUCUUGGUUUUUUACCGCUUUGCUCCACUCGGUCUUUAUUUUUGGAUCAGCCUAUUUGACAAACUUUGAGGGAGCAGUAGACAUAAAUGGAAAAUCCACUGGAUACUGGGUACAAUGCUAUUUGUUUAGUACGCCACUGUUGAUUAGCGUACUGGUUAAGCUGGCAGUCAUGACACGGCACUGGGUGUGGCCAAUCUGGUUUACCAUUGUCUUUUCCAUGGGGCUCAAUAUUAGUGUCAUGUUUAUUGUUACACUGCUCGAGUCAUUUUUCUAUUCUGAUUUUGAAACAGCAAUCAUUACACAUGCUCUACCUGCCUAUUACCUUUUAAGUUUACUCAUGCCUGCCCUCUGCAACUUGCCUGAUGUAAUCGGCCUUUAUUUCCGAUCCAUGCUGUUGCCUUCUGACGCAGAUAUUAUGAUGGAAGAAUCCAAGCUUAAAAAACGAACCCAAAGAUCUGCUUCUAAACGAGAUGGUCUCGUCCAUAUUGACAAUGAGGGCGCUCAUUCAAAGUAAACAUGGACUUUUUGAUUCUUUAAUUGGCAAGGCUGUUGAACCUUCUUCAGUUUGCCGCGUUACUCUUGGAUAUUUUCCAACUUAUUAUAAUUAUACAUUUUCCAGUGAUAGAUUGCUGGGGUUUCUGGAUGGUUCCAUGACAUGCCUGUAUUUUUUACUGCUAUUAUGCAUCUCUAGGUGCAGGUAUUAUCUGUCAAUGCUACCCCAAACUUUACACUCUUCAUCACUUUGUACAAUCGAUACUUCCUCAUGGUUUGAGGCUUCAUUUUUUUGCCUCUAUUCUUUCUGAAUAUGCAUUGGCUAGGAAAUGCGAAUCUACCAAUUCUGGAAUGGCAGCCCCUAUAUCUCCACUGGGUUGUUUACCUUUUUAUUCCCCCUGCUUAGAUGCUUUUUGUGUGCGGUCAGGUGUAUGGAUACAACUCGAGGCUUUUGCAAGCUUUUUGAUUUUCAAUCCACAGCUAGAUACCCUCCUUUUUGCAAUUUUGUUUCAUCACAAUUUUUUUUCGACCUCGAUUUUUGAUCUAGUCUUUUUAUCCCAUUCGAGUUUUCGAGUUGGUGUUGAAUAAAACAAUUGAAUG
Messenger RNA from Batrachochytrium dendrobatidis JAM81, 4306 nucleotides. RefSeq lists its product as uncharacterized. The coding region runs from base 204 to 3728 and encodes 1174 amino acids. The record is from RefSeq and is a predicted model, not a curated record. Gene Ontology annotation, molecular function: ATPase-coupled intramembrane lipid carrier activity; ATP hydrolysis activity; magnesium ion binding. Gene Ontology annotation, cellular component: trans-Golgi network; plasma membrane. Gene Ontology annotation, biological process: phospholipid translocation. Lineage: Eukaryota; Fungi; Chytridiomycota; Chytridiomycetes; Rhizophydiales. The transcript has 4 exons.